GCACCAAUAUUCGGCCUGGUUUCAGAAUCAGUAAACAGAUGUGACCGAACCGCGCUUUGCAGCUUGUUGGUGACUCGUCUCGUGCCUCCUGGCGUGAAGUGGGGUUUAAAGGCGCCGUGUGAUGCGCAGAUGAGCCUAAAACCCAGGUUUCUCGAGCUGCAACAGGUCGGUGCGUAAUUUGCGCGUGUCUGUUGUUGUAAAUCCGACGCGAGCUGUUUGUAGAUAGCGUCGUCGCACGCUUGAUUCUCGCGCCCCCGCUGCACGCGCACGCUCCCCGAGGUGGAGCCUGGUACCCCGGACUUCCCUCAAGUGAAGUGCCGGAGCACACGCACGGAUUGGACCGGGACCAGCAGUCGGCGGCACAGAUCUGGGACGCAGCAUCUGAAGGGACCGAGGAAGCAGAAGACGAAGACGGGGCGCGCGAGCAUCGGCUGAAUAUUUGUCACGGAGCAGCGGCGACCGACGGCUCUGAGGGAGAUGAAUCCGUUCAUCCUCGUGUCGCUUUUGGCCACAGUCAUCGCCGGAAAGUCACCUCGGCUCAAAUUUGUUGUUCAUGAACCCCCCAGGUUUCACUUCGGCAAGCCUGAGAACUACAUCAGCAUGUUCCACCAGGAGGGGAGCAACACGCUGUACGUGGGCGGCCAGGCCAUGCUCUACGUGCUGACGUUUUCUGACAGAGGCGUCCGCGACCUGCAGAUUCCCGUGCCGUCUGAUCAGACUGCGAUCGACACCUGCAGGUCCAAGGGGGCGCCGCUAGAGCUGGAGUGUGAUAAUUUCAUCACAGUCAUCCAGAAGGUGAACGACGCCUUCCUGGUUUGUGGCACUAACGCAGGGAGCCCCAGGUGCUGGAUGCUGGUUAACGACAGCGUGGUGACGGAUGUGCAGGGCAGCGGGCAGAUAGCGCCGCCCUCCGAGAUCUCGCCUCCGUACCCGUCACAGAAAUCCAUCAGCCUGUUCGCAGAUGGGAAUCUGUACUCUGCCCUGUCCUCGGUCGGGAGUCACUCCGGCUCCAUCCGGCGUACGUUCGGUUCCCAGAAGCUCCUGAAGACAGAGAACGUGUGGCUGCUGAAUCCACAGUUUGCCGGUGCUGCCAUAAUCCCGUCCUUGCAAAAGGUAAAGGAGGAGAUCUACUUCUUCUUCAGCGAGAUCAACAAGACGGCCAGAGUGGACGAGGAGCCGUACAGGGCCCGCAUCGGCCGCAUCUGCACGGUGGACGAAGGCGGCAUCAAAUCCCUGCUGGAGCACUCGUGGACCACCUUCAUGAAGGCGCGGGUGAUGUGUGGCGCAGGCAACUCCCAGCAGCAGUACAACAACAUGAAGCAGGCGGUGGUGCUCACGGCGCAGGACAAGAGGGGCGUGAUGUACGGCCUGUUCUCCAACGCAUGGGGAAGAACAGUGAUCUGUGCCUACUCCAUUGAAGAUAUUGACCAGGCCUUCUCCACAUCCAAGCUAAAGGGCUACAGCAGUCAGAUUAUAGGCGCUCGCCCUGGGACGUGCGUCCGCAGAAACUCGUCAGGGGGGAUUCAGAACGACAUCAAAAACCUCGGUGUGAUCCGAUACCACCCAGAGAUCGAAGACGUGAUCCGGCCCGUGGGCGUGGCGCCGCUGGACCUGCCCACGGACGACCAGAUCACGCACACGGUGGCGGACAUCGUCCUGGCCAUCAACGAGGAGCACUACAGCGUGCUGUACCUGGGAACAGAACAAGGCAAGGUUCUGAAAGUUCUUCACACCAGCGAAGGAGUCUUCAUCAUUUCUCAGUACUCUCUGUUCCACAAUGAGGGUCCAGUUUUAAACAUGGCCAUCGAUUCCCAAAAGGGACACCUGUAUGUUGGUACAGAGAUGGAAGUCCAGCGUCUGCCGCUGGCUGACUGUGGUCGUUAUGGCGACACAUGCAGGGAGUGUAUCCUCUCCCGGGACCCGUACUGUGGCUGGGACAAGGCCAGGAGGAAGUGCAUCGCCAUCCCAGCAGGAUACAAUGCUUCAACUGGGGCGCUCGUACAGAAUCUGGACCAGUCCAACUCCUCGGUUUGUGGGGAAGCUGCUGCUUUGAAGCAGCGCCGAACGUCCCCCAAAGAGGUGCUGGUGCCGUCCAACACCACCAUCUUCCUCCCCUGCCCCGUGCGUUCCUUCCAUGCCAUGUACCGCUGGGAGAGGGAUAACUGUGUCAAGAAGUACCCCUGCAUCUUCUCUGGGGACUUCUGUGUCCUGGGGCCGGUCGUGGACACUCCGCUCAAGGAGGGCGUCUUCCGCUGCAUGGCCACUGAAGACGGCUUCAAGGUGGAGGUGGUCUCCUUCCGGCUGGUGAACGACGGCCGGCUCCUGGCUGCCUCGCUGGCCUCCACCCUGGGCCCGUCCCUGCUACUCGCCGCAGCAGCGCUGUGGCUUCAUUAACUGCAGCCCGUGCUAAUGCUAACCCCUCAUCCUUACUGGCUCCUAGCGUCAGGACAGCCACUGUUAGGAAGUUAGGUUCGCAGAGCAUUGAAGGACAUGGUUGGGUUGUACUUUGCCAAUUAAUCUUUUCCUUAUCAAUUUUUAGAGAGUCCAUAAAGUAUCAGUAAACGACGGAUUGAGUUUUGUAUUUUCUGCAGCUGCAGCGUUUUAAAAAGCAGUAAACUGAGAAAUGCUCUAAACGACCUUACUUUAUUUAAACCGAGUGACUAGGAGUUACUGUCCACGAAUUGACUGCUUUGCGGGUUUUACCCUAAUUCAACCACAAUCAGGUGCUUUGCGAACCUUUCCUCUCUGACUCAAAACGAUCAACAUAUCCUACGAGUCGGGCUAAAGGAAACACCAAUACCAGUUCUGCCAGUUCUGUUUCAUUUCUUUACCCAUUUUCAAAUCGACUUGAUUGUGCUUAUUUGUGACUAUGUAGACCUUUAGCACCGCUCCUAUUGUACAUUACCAUCAUUCUAUUAAACUUUAUUGGUGUAGCUCAUUAGUACUUAGAAAAUUGUCUGGUAUUGAAAUUUAAAAAGCCUUAAUACUUCUGGGACAUAAACUCCUAAGCACAAUUUUGCAGACUCGCUUGGACUAUGUAUAGUUAGUGCAGCUCAGUCCGACAACAUCUCUGGGAGGAAGUGUCAGCAUUUUGACAGGAAGUAGGUGGAUCCUUGAACAUCACUGUGUCUCAGCACCUCCUCCUCAGACGAGGCAGUUUCCUGCUUCUUUUUAUCAGACACUCAUUAUUACGCCUUGUUCACAGCUUUGUGGUGUGUUUUUUUUUUUAAAGAUGUCGUGUUUUUUUUUCUCCCCAGAGCAUCAGAGCAAAACACUUGCAUUUACAUGGUGGGAAAAACCACAAUGUCCCACAAGUUCUUAGCUUAGAAAAGGUUAAUUAGUGUCAGCAACCCCCCCCUUAAAACCGCUAAACAUGAAGUAAUUCAGUUUAUUCAGUGAAGCUGCCAGACAUUUUGUUAGAGUAGCUACAGUAGCUUACUGAGAAACAAUUGGAACAUUUUUGCCUGUUUCAGGUAAAAUGAUCACAUGUUGGUCUAAAAUUCCAACCGUAGCUCAGACAAGCGAUCUAAAACAAAGAUGAAGAUCCUAUUUCUGUCAAUGUGUAAAGAUGUGAACAAGGUGUUGUGCUACAGACUUGUGCAUCAUGACAAAGGCGGGUGAAGCUAAAUGUCAGGAGAGUAAAAGGCUUGUUCUUAGAUCCGUGAGGUAUGUUCUGUAUUUUAUUGCUCUGCAGAUGCUGUUUUACCAUGGUUGCCUACGUUUGUGACCGUUCGUCUCGAUGGUUUGGGUUCUUACCUCAUAGUUAGACCGUGAUGUGUGAUAUGUGACAUCAGUUCAUCUAUUUUUUUCAUCCUUGUAGACAGACAGAUUACGACGCUUCACUGAUGCUCAGCAGUGACUGGAAGCAGCAGGUGUAAAGACCUCAGCGUUCAUCAGUGGGACAGUUCAGUCUAAAGCUUCAGUAACAGAGCGAGGCGCUGCAGGAAUAGCGAGCGUCUGACUGAAGCCGGCCGGGUGCUGCCAUGCAUUAUGCAGCCCAUUAGCUUCUUCUCCAGAGCUUUCAGAAUAAUCUUUCAGUAAUGUUACAUAAAUUUGGCAGAAGUGGCAUUAACAGCUAAUUAGACAUUGGAAGUGGUUCGCCGUGCAUGGUAUUAAAGCGCCGCUGUGGCUGGUUCCUCUUUCAGCUUGGUUGCGUGUUGCUGCUCACAGAUGUGCAGAACCUCUGACGGUGCAAAAAGGCCAAGCUGUGUUGAGCCGCUGUAUGUGAAUCCCAUGACCUCGUCCCUCCGUAGCUGUGCCUGUGCUCACGGCCGUGUGGAUGUUUGCUGACGGCUCAGAGCUCCGCGCUGCUCAGGACCAAUCGGGCCAAACACGAGCCAAGGAGAGGCCUCGGCUCUCAGUGUGACACCCAGGAUCCUCUGAUUAGUUGCUAGAUCAAACACGAGGCUGCGUCACCGCAUUGUUCUGCUAACAGUAGCUUCAUGUUAGGAAAUGAGCUGAAUGUGUUGUUUAGAUCAAAUGUGCCAAUGUUUAAACAACUACUAAUAUCAAAUUAUAAAAUUUUGCUUAUGCACAUAUUGUAUUAAUUUAAUGUGUGUAAAUGCGUUUUGUUGAUAUUCUUGCUGCUACUGGAGCCGACUUUCCACCAUGAGCCCUUUAUUUUAUUAUCACUCGGUACUGACUCAAACAAACCUACACAUAUUAGUAUGUUCAAGGCUUUAAAGCAGCCAUAACCCAGGAGCGUCUGAUUGGCUGAACACACCUGAUGAAGCAGGAAGGCGUUAGGCUCUGCUCUGUAUAAAGGUCAUAAUGUUUGAGAUGGUUCUGGCAGAGCUGACAUUAAAGGUGAUUAGAGCCGCUAGUGAUCCAUCAACAGCCCUUCAGAAACAGCCCGGUGCUCAGACAGGUGCAAUCAGACCUUCAUCAUUCAACAGGGCUUUGAUGUCCACUCGUUUCUGCCUGAUUAAGACACAGCAUUUACCAAAGCACACGUCCACUUUGUUCAAGGCCUCGCUUUGAUUUGGAUGUUUACGCGGCUGCGGUUGUGGCUGACUCGCAUUCGUUGCUCUCUCAAAGCAAACUCAUUGGGUGGAUCUGCUACUAACGAGCUGAUGAGUCUGAAUCAGCUGAUGCUUUGUGAAGGCUGCUGUUUUGUUUUGCUCUGGGGUUUAAAGUGUUGCUGUCUGUUCCUGACGUGUGCCCAAAACUCAGUGUCUUCAUUUAACUCAUUUUAAAGUAACGCUGAACUCUUAUUUACAAAAAAACGUUUCUAUUGGUGCCAUGCCAGUCGAAUGCCACGCCAUAACAUGUAUUUUUAAACAACAGAUAUCUAUAGUCCAAUAGAUAUUCAUGUAACAGAUCCAUAUUGACAUGUGUUUCCCUGAACAUGUGCAGUGAAAAUGAAUAAAAUAUAAGUAUGAACAAAGAA
Betta splendens (Siamese fighting fish) is the source of this 5389-nucleotide messenger RNA. RefSeq lists its product as uncharacterized. Gene Ontology annotation, molecular function: chemorepellent activity; semaphorin receptor binding. Gene Ontology annotation, biological process: positive regulation of cell migration; axon guidance; semaphorin-plexin signaling pathway. The record is from RefSeq and is a predicted model, not a curated record. The coding region runs from base 478 to 2394 and encodes 638 amino acids. The transcript is spliced from 14 exons. Lineage: Eukaryota; Metazoa; Chordata; Actinopteri; Anabantiformes; Osphronemidae.